Molecule: messenger RNA, 1202 nt
Organism: Aricia agestis (brown argus)
Lineage: Eukaryota; Metazoa; Arthropoda; Insecta; Lepidoptera; Lycaenidae
Product: transmembrane reductase CYB561D2-like
Exons: 2
Coding region: 111-818 (235 amino acids)
Molecular function (GO): transmembrane monodehydroascorbate reductase activity
Source: RefSeq, a predicted model, not a curated record
AGCUUCAAAAGACAAAAGUUGUGAAUUUCUACACAAAUUAUUUUAAUAUUGAUAAAAAUACAGUGCAUUAAGAAAUAACUACAAAUAUCCACUUGAAUAAAUUAACAAGCAUGCCAGGAGCCGAAAGAAACUCUGAAAGGGCGCAAUUGAUCUCGCCAAAUGAUGAAACAAAACCUAGCUUUAUGAAUUUAAUCAGUAAUAUUAGUGCGUUCGUGUUCAUUUUAAUAAUAACUUACUGUUGUUUUAAAAAUGGGAUAUCCUUGUUUUCGUUCCAUCCUAUUCUUAUGUCCGUUGGGUGGCUCAUUUUGAUGACAUCUGCCAUAAAUGCUAUUACACCGGGAGACUUGGCUACGGAGUGGAUGCCGAUUCGAUUGAGGAGUGCAAGGCACUGGGUCAUUCAAGUAUUUGCUAUAAUUAUUAUUCUUGUAGGUUUUCUUGUAAUACUUUCAAAUAAAAUAAUAAAUGGCAAAGAUCAUUUUGUUACCUUACAUGGAAAAUUUGGACUAGCUUCUUUUAUAUUUAUGAUCAUCACAAGUUUCGGAGGCCUCGGAGCUUUGUACAGCUUAAAACUGAAACACUACAUAGCUCCCCUUUACACCAAAAUACUGCAUUCUUCAAUAGGGCUACUUACAUUCUCGUUGGGAAUAAUUACAAUAACUUUGGGUUGUUUCUCAAAUUGGUGGAAUGCAUCUGGAAAUGGAGAUGUUUUGCGUUAUAUUAGUUUAGUUCUGGUUCUCAUCACUAUGAUACUUACUAUACUGCGUCCAAGUCUAAAAGUGUAUUUCCGCAUUAAAGAAAGACUCGGAUGUUCUAAUUAAUCAAAGUUACAAUGAAAUAUGAGCUUAAUUCAUGAAGCCCUAAGCGGCCGCAUCCGGCCGCGAUAACAAUAGAUAAUCCAUUGUGUCUCAUUAUUCCACGAUUGAUGGGUUAAUCAAUAACCUGAAAGAUGCAACUUAUAAUUCUAUUUUUGUUAUAAUAAUUCCAUAAAACCAAAGCUAUAGUACUAAUGAUUUUGUUUUGGCUUAAUUUACUUUUUCGGUAUAGUUAAAUACUAAAGUUAUGUUUAUUAAAAUAUUAGUUUACAAUGUUAUAACAAAGCUUAGUGUAGUAAAUUUAAUGUUAUUUAAUUAUUGCGUAACUUUAAAAUGUAAUCAAACAUUAUUAAAGAGUUUACUCUCGCUUACUAGAAAAUUAAAUUUAGU